Messenger RNA from Zingiber officinale, 833 nucleotides. RefSeq lists its product as uncharacterized. The coding region runs from base 76 to 702 and encodes 208 amino acids. Lineage: Eukaryota; Viridiplantae; Streptophyta; Magnoliopsida; Zingiberales; Zingiberaceae. The transcript has a single exon. The record is from RefSeq and is a predicted model, not a curated record.
UAAACUGCUUUACUUUCACUUUUCUUCCCUUUUCUUUUCUUCUUCCACAACUUCAAUCGAAAUCCAGGCCCAGCCAUGAAGCUCGUUUGGUGCCCGGACACGGCCGUAAAGGCCUACAUCGCUGCCGUCAACGCCCUCUCCGGCCGACGCCUCGACGACACCAGCGUGGCUGAGCUCGUGGCCGCCAUGGCCGGCGGCUGGGGAGCCCAGCUCGUCGUCGAGGCCUGGGCUCACGACGCCGGCCCGGCUACUUCCCUAGCUCUCCACGCCGCCGUCCAGCACACCGGGGGCCGGCACGUCUGCGUGGUCCCCACCCAGGAGGUGGCGGCGCAGUACGACGCCGCGGCGGAGGUGCUGGUGGGGGACGCGGGGGAGGCGAUGGCGGCGAUGGAGGGGGUGGACCUGGUGGUGGUGGACUGCCGGAGGCGGGACGCCGGGAUGGUGAUGCGGGCGGCGCGCCCGGGCGCGAGGGGGAUGGUGAUGGUCUGCGAGGGCGCCGCCGGCGUCCGGAAGCGCUGCGGCGCCGCUGGGGUGCUGGCCGCCGGCACGAGGUUGGUGCGGCGGACGUACCUUCCGAUCGGGAGCGGCGUUGAGGUGCUCCACGUGGGCGUCGGAAAGGGGCCAAGCUUAGGCGGCCGUGGCCGGUGGAUUCGCCACGUUGACCACGAUACCAAGGAGGAGCACGUGUUCCGGCGCCGUUGAUCCCUUCCAAUUUUGACAACAUCGUCCCAUAAAUUUGUCUAAUUCUAAACUUUUGGCAUGUACAAAUAUAAUUAAGCAAGUUGGAGAAGUUUGUAACGGACAAGUCUGUACAUUAUUCAGCUAAUCACUUU